AUAUCACACCAAAUCCCUCAACAUUCCUUUUAAGUUAUAAACACACUUUUUUUUCGUUAUCUCGCUUUCGAAAUAGUGCAAUUUUUUCGUUUUGUGGAAGUGAAAUAAUUCCGCGCGGUUUUUUGAAUCACCGCAUCACGUACGUAAUUAAACGUUGGCCUCUGAAAUACUACAUAUAAAAGAACUUUUAAAUAUUAUUUCAAAAAAAAUCUCGUCAAUAUUCUGUGUUCUCUUCUAAACUUCUCAACAAUAUGGCCCCAUACGAUCGAGAAGAUGAUGCUGCUGCAGGUGAACCAACGCUUCUUUGGAUUCUUGUGUUUUUUAUUCUCGAUUGUCUUCCCUGUAUCUUAUUCUGUGUCGCUGUUGGCGGUACUAUAGGUGUCGCCGCUUACUGCAUCAACAAAAGCAACAGAGAGGAACGGGAGAAUGCCAUGCGGAUCCAACAAAUGGUUAUCCAAAGGUCAAAUUCUAAUGUAAACGUCUAA
Molecule: messenger RNA, 485 nt
Organism: Meloidogyne enterolobii
Lineage: Eukaryota; Metazoa; Nematoda; Chromadorea; Rhabditida; Meloidogynidae
Source: the annotation of a GenBank genome assembly